Molecule: messenger RNA, 2094 nt
Organism: Talaromyces marneffei
Lineage: Eukaryota; Fungi; Ascomycota; Eurotiomycetes; Eurotiales; Trichocomaceae
Exons: 3
Coding region: 1-2094 (697 amino acids)
Biological process (GO): exocytosis
Cellular component (GO): Golgi to plasma membrane transport vesicle; cell tip
Molecular function (GO): guanyl-nucleotide exchange factor activity
Source: RefSeq, a predicted model, not a curated record
AUGGCCGACAGCCUCAUUUCUCUUCAUACAUACGGACACAGCAGCUUUUUAUCGGCACCCAAUAUGUUAUCACGACCAAACAACCACAAGCGGUCCCAAUCCGCCGGAAAGCGGACACGCUCGCCCGCACGAUUCCUUACGAAGAUGAAAUCCACCAAUGCCCUCUCCGAUUUCAAUAGAGCAGGCCGAAGACUUUCACCGGCUGGCUUGGAAGAUUUGCAGGAAAGCGAUUUCAAUACAUUGAGGGAUCCGCGAAUGGGAAGCACAUCCGAUCUUACUGGCAGUUCGGAUUCGUCGCAUCACCCCGAUCUGAGCAGCGAAGUAGCUGCCCUGAGUGCGAAAUUGGUACAGGCAAUUAAUAACCAGACGAAUUUGGAUGACUCAUUGUCGGCUACUCGACAAGAAUUGGAGGAGGCGGAGGAGAGAUUAUUGGAGGUGGAAUCUGAGAAUGAGAAAUACCGGGCAGAAAUAUCCAGCGGAAUCAUGAUUAAACGAAGUGACGUCGAAGCGGAGAUUUUAUCCAUGAAACAAAUGCUUGAUGAGGAACGUGCGAAGCGAACAGUGGCCGAAAAAGAGAAGAGAGAGAUGGAGCAGGAAUUGGAGACAUUGACUGCCGCUCUGUUUGAAGAAGCCAAUAAGAUGGUUGCUGCUGCCAAGCAAGAACGGGAAGCCAUUGAGAAAAAAAAUGAGCAGCUUCGUGCCCAGAUCAAGGAUACUGAAGCCUUGGUUGCCUCCCAAGAGGAACAGCUUGCGGAAUUAAAGGCGGUCAUCCAAGAGAUGAAUUCUGCUCGCGAUGAUAACGAUACCACGCCCAACCCCUCGACGGCUCCUACAUCACCAGCGAUGGCGAUGCAAUCGAGCGUAGGUCGCUUUUUAGAUUCCUCGAACUCAGCCCUCGCCACUCCUGUGCUCAAUGAGAUUUCGCCUGCGCCUUCAACGUCCUUUCCUCAUUUGAUCAAACCAAUCUACCGGACGGAUAUGGUUGCAUAUGACGAUUUCCGCGAGUUAUUGGAUUUUGCCACCACUUCCAAAUCACCUAGCCGAGUUGCUAGUGGUUCGUAUGGCGGCUUGAACGUCAUGGGGCUGGCUGGGUUGACUUCAAGCGGCAGUUCGAAUGUCGCGUCUCCAGGAAACAGUCAAUCUCAGACUCCUACUGGAAGCCCUCAAACAACCGUCACUCAUACCCCUUUGAAGGACACACGGUUCUAUAAGCGAGUUCUCAUCGAGGAUUUCGAACCCACUCUUCGUCUAGAUGCCGCGCCAUCGAUCUCUUGGCUCACACGUAGAUCUGUGUUCAGCAGUCUCUGCGAUGGAACACUGAUUGUGGAGCCCAUGCCCGCAAGCCAUAAACAGUACCAAUUCCCUUGCGGUCUCUGUGGCGAGCGUCGAUCAGGAGACGUUAACGAACGUACUCAUCGAUUCCGGACAUCCGACAGCGAAAGUGCUCAGCGAUACUCGUUAUGUGUUCUUUGCCUCGAAAAAGUGCGUGCCUGCUGUGAAUUCGCCGGAUAUCUCAGAAUGAUCCUCGACGGUCAUGUGCACGUUACAGACGUGGAUGGAGAGAAGGAAGCGUGGGAAGAGAUCAUUCGUCUGCGAGAAAGGAUCUUCUGGUCACGGUUCGGUGGCGGUGUUGUGCCAGCUUUCGUUGCUGUCGUCGAAGUUGAAGAGAAGCCAUUGCCUAUAGCGGGCCAAGCUGUUGAGGUAGAAGCUGAUGUUGCCGAGACUGCGAAGACAGAAAGUCUGCUUGCUUCCACCGUAGAUGGUGCCGAUGAAGGUCUUGAGAAAGCGCCUCCUGCAUUACCACCAAGAAACGCCGACGGUGUGGCGGUUUCGCCUAGCCCUGACGUCAAGGAAGCAUUAUCCGUUGAUACUGCGGUUCAAGCCGAUGAAAAAGUCGACAACGUGCAAGAAGUUGCACACGCAGCCGACGGUGAAGCAGAAAAACAACUGCGCACCGACUUGGAGACCACUCUCCCCGACGCGUCGCAUUCCAAGGAGAGUUCCGAGUCAACAUCCCAACAUACCAGCAAUCACGAGGAGGCGGAAAAUAAUGCUUCUGAGGACGCUAAAGCCAUUCCAGGUGCUUUUGAUUGA